AUGAAUGUCAUUUAUGACCAAUUGAGCUUGAUCCCUCUCCAGUCUACCUUAUCAAACAACAAACGAACGGAAAAGAUAGUGGUUCUGCUCAGUGUCUUUGAAGACCGGCCCAUUUACGACUGGUACGGGGUGACGCUCAGCACCCUGGUGUCGAUACCCGCGAUGAAGGCAGCCUUGAUCUAUGCAACUUCCGAGUGCAUCAGCCAGUGGAAAUCGAUCCUGUUCUCCCGCGACAAACGCCCGCUGAUCGACUUUGAGCGGAUGGAUUCAGCGAGUCGUGGUUCGCUUGGGGGGUUUAACGUUCUCUGGAAGACACGAAGGUCAAUAUCCGUCCAACUCGGCGCCUUUCUGACCUUGCUCGCCAUUGCCUUGGACCCAUUCUCGCAACAGCUGGUGCUACUGCGGCAGGGAACGGAAUUCGUUAAAGCGCGCGAACACAGCAGUACACCAAGGGCGACGUAG
Molecule: messenger RNA, 462 nt
Organism: Penicillium antarcticum
Lineage: Eukaryota; Fungi; Ascomycota; Eurotiomycetes; Eurotiales; Aspergillaceae
Product: DUF3176 domain-containing protein
Exons: 2
Coding region: 1-462 (153 amino acids)
Source: RefSeq, a predicted model, not a curated record